Molecule: messenger RNA, 1252 nt
Organism: Bursaphelenchus okinawaensis
Lineage: Eukaryota; Metazoa; Nematoda; Chromadorea; Rhabditida; Aphelenchoididae
Source: the annotation of a GenBank genome assembly
AUGAUGGAAGGCGUGGUUUCUUAUUUAGGACCCAAUUACGGAUUUAUUGUAUCUAAAGAUAACUUUUUGCACGAUGAUGUUCUUUUUACGUUCGGGUCGUGGAGCUACUUGGGGGAAAUCAAAAUAUCAGAGUUGGGAGCUUUAGAUGAGUUCUUUCAAGUUGGAAUGAAUGUAGGUUCAGAUUUUUCAUUUUUUCACUUUUUCAGGUAUUAUUCGACAAACCGUUUGCUGGUGACACUCCUAGCAGCACCAUUUUCAAGAUAAAGUAUCUUCAGCCAGGUAAUUUUAAUUGAAGAUUGUAGUUUUUGGCCGCAUAAACUAAUUUUUACCGGUUUUUACCAAUUUUUUGUUUCACUUUAUAUCUAAUUAUACUUGAAUCUAUUUCCAAUACCUUUUCAGUGGAUUAUGAGACCAAUUCUUCCCUGACUCAAAUGGUAACAAUUUCGACUGGUGUGAGAAAUACUAAUGUUGCUGUUGCAAUGACUAGUAAGGGACAGUUGGUGUGUGUUCAUCCACAUCUUUUCACCAAUCCUGUAGUCGACAAAACGAUUCUCAGCAAUUCUAGACAAGUGAUGAGUCAAGGAGACAAAGAAUCUCAGGUAACUUCUUUGUUAUAUUAUCUAAGAUGUUUUAUUUAUCGUACGUUACUUGUAGUCACUAUCCUAACAAAAUUUUUUAGCUGAAAGAGUUUCACAAAGUCGUCAUUCCUGGCCGAACUCUUGAAGGUCGAGUAUCCGCAGCUCCUCAAUGGAUGAAGAACCAGUUUCUGGCGUUCGGAGUUUCAAUUACCUUCCUCGCCCUUAGCGCCGAGAAUCUGAGUAUCACGUAUAAUGGAUAUGCGAAGUUUGUCAGAGCGUCGAAUUCAUCAAUCUUGCUGAGAUCCAUUGACGAGCCGGCUCAGGAUGUCAUUUACCCACUAGCUUUGGUACCCAAAAACAAACACAAAGACUACGUAAGUAUGCAUUACAGUUUUUAUAAUAAUUUACAGAUGAACAUACCGUCAGAACAGAUUCUGUUUUACUACACUGCUUGUAAGAACCUCAGUGGUUCCAGCUAUCCCUUGAGAGCGUACAAAUUGCAAGUGGUUGACGGUGGACAACAUAUAAUAGAGCAGAUGACAGCCAACCAAUCAGAACCAGACGAACCGGUCCCUUCCCUGUCAUUAAUCGACGAUUCUUUGGAACUUGACCAAGAACCGACCGGCGACCCUGAGUAUACUCCAGAUGAGGAAGAAGAUCUAAUCCAGUUCUAA